This is a messenger RNA of Oncorhynchus masou masou (cherry salmon), 2567 nucleotides long. RefSeq names its product zinc finger protein 883-like. The coding region runs from base 1 to 1485 and encodes 494 amino acids. The record is from RefSeq and is a predicted model, not a curated record. The transcript has 3 exons. NCBI's taxonomy places the organism in Eukaryota, Metazoa, Chordata, Actinopteri, Salmoniformes, Salmonidae.
AUGCUUCAUAGCUCCAGUCUCAAACUUAACCCCGUUCAUGCUGAAGAAGAGGCGGUCUGUUGGAUGGAGAAAGAAGCUCUCGUGAAAGAGAUGGAGGAUGAGGCUGUUACCGUGAAUGAAGAGAAUGACGUCUCAGUUAAAGAAGAGGGAGACUCGUUCAGAGUUAAUAAAGAGGAGGACGACGACGACGUUUCAGUGAACGAAGAGGAGGGGGAGGUGACUGUCACAUCGGAAAAUGAAGAAGAGGAGGAAACUGGAUAUCUGGGCCCGGUUUCCCAAGCGCAUCUUAAGGCGUCCGAUGGUUCUAACGAUGAACGGGCCCUGAUUAACACUAGAGAGGGAAGUGACUAUCCUGGAUCCUCUGGGGAGCCUCAACAACCUCAUGAUGCUGAUGACGCAGAGAAGAGUCUCUCCAGAUCAAAACACCCCAAGAAACACCAGCAGCGACCCACAGGGAAGAGAACUCACUGCUGCUCUGACUGUGGGAAGAGUUUUGUUUCUUCAGGACAUUUAAAAGCACACCAGAGAAUACACACGGGAGAGAAACCUUAUAGCUGUGCUCAAUGUGGGAAGAGUUUUACGAUGUCUAGCAAGCUGACUCGACACUAUAGAACACACACAGGAGAGAAACCAUAUAGCUGUGAUGAAUGUGGAAAGAGUUUUGUCACAUCUAGCAGUCUGAUUAUCCACCGGAGAGCACACACAGGAGAGAAACCUUUUAUCUGUACUCAAUGUGGGAAGAGUUUUACGAUGUCUAGCAAGCAUCUGAUUAUACACCGGAGAGCACACACAGGAGAGAAACCUUUUAUCUGUACUCAAUGUGGGAAGAGUUUUACUCAGUCAACCAGCCUGAUAUCACAUCAGAGAACACACACAGGAGAGAAACCUUAUAGCUGUGCUCAAUGUGGGAAGAGUUUUACUCAUUCAACCGGCCUGAUAUCACACCAGAGAACACACACAGGAGAGAAACCUUAUAGCUGUACUCAGUGUGGGAAGAGUUUUACUCAUUCAACCGGCCUUAUAUCACACCAGAGAACACAUACAGGAGAGAAACCAUAUGGCUGUGUUCAAUGUGGGAAGAGUUUUACUACUUCUAGCAAGCGUACUAGGCAUUAUAGAACACACACAGGAGAGAAGCCUUAUAGCUGUAAUGAAUGUGGGAAGAGGUUUACUACAUCUGGCAGUCUGACUGAACACCAGAAAACACACACAGGAGAGAAACCUUUUAUCUGUACUCGAUGUGGGAAGAGUUUUUCUCAGUCAACCAGCCUGAUAUCACAUCAGAGAACACACACAGGAGAGAAACCUUAUAGCUGUGCUCAAUGUGGGAAGAGUUAUAUUACGUCUAGCAAGCGGACUAAACACCAGAGAACACACACAGGAGAGAAACCUUAUAGCUGUGCUCAAUGUGGGAAGAGUUAUACUACGUCUAGCAAGCGGACGAAACACCAGAAAAAACACACAGGAGAGAAAUCUCAGCUGUGAUCAGUGUGUGACCUUGAUAAAAUACCUCUGAUCAAACAUCAGAAAAUACAUACAUGAAGGAGAUGUUUCAUGAUAUCAAUGAAUUUAUGUCACAAUGUACAAUGUUUUAACAUUGUAGAAGGAGUAUUUUAAUAAUAUCACAAUGUUGAACCCUAAAUGUUAACCCCCUGUUCUAUUGAUUUCAACUUGAUGGGUAUAAUAGCUUCACGGAAAAAUUCAGGCUCUGAUUUGAAAGAGUACUAUUUAUGUGAUUUAACAAAAAUUGACUAACAAAAAAAGAGUUGAGUUACACUUACCAACGUACACUUGAAACAAAAAGCAACACUUCAAAAUGUAGCUAGCUGUUUUCUACAAAUUGUCCUCUAACCAGGGAUGUACACAUUAUUCCCAGAUACCGUGUGGUUUUUGAGCUGUUAGUUUUAACAGGACGUGCAACCUCAUCCUCUCGCAUACUUGAUUUCAACAUGAUAUCAAUGAGUUAUGACAAAUAAGUGUUGUGUUCAUUUGUUUAGCGACCCCUACAUUUAAAUGCAUCACUCUAAAAUGUAGCUGACUGUCUUCUGCAGGUUGUCCUCUAAUCGGCGAGGUAAAAGAUAUCUCCACUUUCCAUGUGUUUUUGUGUGUGUUAGGUUGUACGUGCUGUUGAAACUAUCCCCCCCCCAAUCGAUAUCAGUGAUUUAUUGCGACUUGUCAAAACAUCAGCGUUUCUGUUGCUUUGUUUAUAAAGUGCUUGUUUUAUAAAAUGCAUAAUUAUUUAUGUAACCAAGUGACAAUGUUUUGGGGCUACAAUUAUAUUGACAUUGUUAUCCUGCUUUUAGAAUAUCAGGGUUCAUUCUCAGAUGUGCCAAACCAAAUGUACUAGAGUAUGACAGAAGAAUUAGAAAGAGAGAAAGAAAAAUCUUUGUGAGAAUAAUAAAAAUAAAUAUUGUUUCGAAUUGUUGUUUGCCAGUAGACACUAUGUUUAUAUUGGUGAAGGUGAAGCAUUGUAGUUGAUUAUAAUGUGAAAUGGAAGUUGUUUUCUGUUGUUGGUGAACAUUCUCUUAAGGUGUUCUUCAUCUUUGGUUUUUCCAGUUAUGUUUUGA